AUGGACAAAAGAACAUCAGAAAAGUUGAAAAACAAUCAUUAUAUAAGCAGCUGUGUUCUUCCAUCGGAAAUCUUGAACCUACGGUAUGACGAACACCUGACGAUUGUUGGAAGCUACAACACUGGUGCAAGAAAUAUAGAGAUCAUUGAAGUUACAACAUCGGUGUUGGUAGUUACGAAAUUCAAGGGUUACAACAAUAUUCAUCAGGGCGACCAGGCAAAUGAUGAUGAGGAGGAAAAAGAAGACGACUGCCAUGAUGGUGACGACGAUAAAGAGAAUGGGAAAAACGCAACUCCAUUUGUUCCCGACUUCUUGGCAACUUUUUGUCAACCUAUAAAUUAG
Molecule: messenger RNA, 342 nt
Organism: Helobdella robusta
Lineage: Eukaryota; Metazoa; Annelida; Clitellata; Rhynchobdellida; Glossiphoniidae
Exons: 3
Coding region: 1-342 (113 amino acids)
Source: RefSeq, a predicted model, not a curated record